Mesorhabditis belari is the source of this 831-nucleotide messenger RNA. Lineage: Eukaryota; Metazoa; Nematoda; Chromadorea; Rhabditida; Rhabditidae. The record is from the annotation of a GenBank genome assembly.
AUGCCCCAAAACGCAGAACUCUCGCAAACACCCGGCCAUUGUCUUUACUAUCAUUAUCUCGGAAAAUGCAUCCGCGGGUAUCGUUGCCGCUACCAACACGAUCCCUCAUUCAAUCCAAAUCCAAAACCACCAUGCAGCAUCAAAGGAUGUGAACAAAUUGAGCAAGGUGCUCGCUACGGUCUCCUCGAGUGCAAUCAUGUUGUUUGUCUCUCGGAUAUCAUCAAUUUCAGACAUCAUCAAGCACAUCCUGAGGAUGGCGAAGAAAAGCAUAAAUUCAGAUCUUGUCCCUUCUGUACUCGUCCCACUCGUUUCGUUGUGCCGACUCGAGUCUGGCCGAAAAAUCAUCACCAAAAAGAGAAAAUCAUGAUGCUUUACUUGAAGUACUGCUCAACGAUCAGAUGCCGUUAUUAUAAGGUUGAUGAUAAAGGACAUGGUCAUGGAUGUCCAUACGGCGGGAAAGUUUGCCUCUUCAAACACGAGAAAUCUGAUGGAAGCUUUGAUCGAGAGGAUCCACCCGAAAGAAAUUCCCGCCAAUCGCCAAAUGAACAUCGUGAUCUGCCAGAAAAUGAUCAGGAUCAACCCUCGUACACCGAUGAUUUCGAGUACUUGCACCAUUUGCCGAAUCUUGACCUGCAGCUGACUCUGGAUUAUCUGAAAGCUUCGAAUCCAGCUCUUAAUCUUGAUGAGGACAUAGAAACUCUUUCCUUCUUUCCUUUGAUCAAUUUCAUUUCUAUUUUCGAUCGUAUCUCCGCCGAGCCUUAUUCUCCCGACGAAACGAUGGGUCACGGGUAUUUCAACGACAGUGCAUUCGUUCAUCAAGCAAAUGAGAAA